AAUUGUGUUGUCACUGAGAAGAGCACUGGAACAGGCUGCCCAGGGAGGUUGUGGAGUCUCCUUCUCUGGAGACAUUCAAAACCCGCCUGGACAUGUUCCUGUGCGACCUCACCUAGGUGUUCCUGCUCCAGCAGGGGGAUUGGACUAGAUGAUCUUUUGAGGUCCCUUCCAAUCCCAAACACACUGUGAUACUGUGAUACUGUGAAGAGCCUGGCUCCAUCCUCGUGACACUCACCCUCUAUAUAUUUGUAAACAUUCAUAAGGUAACCCCUUAGUCUCCUCUUCUCCAAGCUAAAGAGACCCAGCUCCCUCAGCCUUUCCUCAUAAGGGAGAUGCUUCACUCCCUUCAUCAUCUUUGUUGCCCUGUGCUGGACUCUCUCCAGCAGUUCACUGUCCCUCUUGAACUGAAGAGCUUGAAGUGAAGUAGCAUUCUGGAAACCCCUUAACACCCUCAUCACUCUUUUCUGCUGUGUUCAGAGGAGCAUGAGACCUACACUCCCAGAGCACAGCCAGAACUUCAAGCACAGACUGUGACUUUCCUCGGCCCUUAGCCAGAUGGAGAUGGUCUAAUCAGGAAUAAAAAGGGACAAUUUUUAUUUGUUCACCUUUGGAAAACAUUUUAAUAGCUACUGUAAUGAAUUUCUACCCAUUAGCUGCAUAUCAAUUAUUCAUUAUUUUCAUUAAGGAAAACAAAGACAGGAUAGGCUCAUGUGGAUGAAAGAAAUCUGUAAUGUUCUCUCUCUCCCUCUCCCCAUGCCCCCCACCUGCCCCUCAUACGUUCUAACUUUGAGAUUCUUCUUAAUCCAUAUAUACUUGAAUUAGGAAAACAUACGGUUUUUAUUAUCAUAAAACUUUAGGCUUUUUUUUCCCCUACUGAUUUUUCAUAGAUUUAUGGAUCCAUAAUCAUUCACGUCACAGCCUGAGGGAGAUGAGGCUGGAACAGGAUAAUAGCCCUUAAAUCCCCUUCUCUAAGCACUCAGAUCUUCCCUGUCAGCAAGAUUAAAACGGGCAACAGCAGUCUUCAUGUGUCUAUAUCCCACACAGAGCUUUCACAACAACUGGAGUGGUGGCUGGCAGGGAGAAAAAUGCAGAACCUCUGCUGUGCGUGAUACUACUGAGAUAAAGAGAGAAGAAAACAGGAUUGUCAGCCUUUGUAGUGUUGGAAAGGACUGUGCCAGUUCCUUGAUCAGGUGAAUGCAAAGAAGGGACAAGAGUAAGGAAAAAUAGUAUGUUGCAGUUUAACAUGCAGCGACAGUUUCCUUUCCUAAAACAUAAAGGCAGAGAAAGACAAGGACCAAAUGUCCUCUUGCAGACCGACAAGGGGAAGGAUACGGAAGGCAUGCGUGUAGACAAGCAGAGUGUCUUUUCUGCUCCUGCUCCAUUGAACUCCCAGCCCCUACUGCUCCUGGGACCUGAAGGGAAUUACAACUAUUAUGUGGAUGAUGAAGAUGAGGAAGACGAAGAAAAAGAACAAGGAAAAUGGCCAAGCGGAGACGCUUUAGAGGGAGAAAACAAGCCCUCCUCAUCCAUUCCUUGCUCCCCUGCCCUUUCUCCUGGAAGCCCAGCCAAAGCUUACACUUCAUCCGUGUUGAACAUCAAUGUCGGCGGCCAAAGCUAUCGCCUCACCUACCAGGCAGUGGCCAUCUAUCCCAAGACUCGCCUGGGCCGCCUGGCUACCUCCACUGACCGUCGCUGCCAGCUGGGCCUGUGUGAUGACUACGCUGCCCAGGUAGACGAGUAUUUCUUUGAUCGGGACCCAGCCGUCUUCCAGCUCGUGUACAACUUCUAUGCCUCAGGGGUGCUGCGUGUGCGGGAUGAGCUGUGCCCCCGCAGCUUCCUGGAGGAGCUGAGCUACUGGGGCGUGCGGCUCAAAUACACACCUCGCUGUUGCCGCAUCUGCUUUGAGGAGCGCCGUGAUGAGCUGAGCGAGCAGCUGAAGGUCCAGCGUGAGCUGCGCUCCCAGGCAGAAGCUCAGGAGAACGAGCAGCUCUUCCACCACAUGCGCUACUAUGGUCCCCAGCGCUGGCGCCUCUGGAACCUCAUGGAGAAGCCUUUCUCCUCUGUCACUGCCAAAGUGAUGGCGGUGGCCUCCAGCUUCUUUGUGCUCAUCUCUGUGGUGGCCCUGGCACUCAAUACAGUGGAGGAGAUGCAGCAGGUAGACCGGAAGAGUGGGGAGAGCCGGCCUGUCUUGGAGCACAUUGAGACCCUGUGCAUAGCGUUCUUCACACUGGAGUACCUGCUGCGCCUGGUUUCUACCCCAGACCUGCGCCGCUUUGCCAGCAGCGCCCUCAAUGCAGUAGACCUCAUUGCCAUCCUGCCCCUCUACCUGCAGCUGCUACUUGAAUGCUUUGCUGAUGAUGACCAGCCCCGAGGUCGGGGCUCUCAGCAUGAGCACGAUAUCGAGAAGGUGGGACGGGUGGGCAAGGUAGGACAAGUUCUUCGCAUCAUGCGUCUCAUGCGCAUCUUCCGCAUCCUCAAGCUGGCCCGCCACUCCACAGGGCUGCGUGCCUUUGGCUUUACUUUGCGCCAGUGCUACCAGCAGGUGGGCUGCCUUUUACUCUUCAUUGCCAUGGGCAUCUUCGCCUUCUCUGCCAUGGUCUACACCGUGGAGCACGAUGUCUCCAGUACCAACUUCACCAGCAUCCCUCAUGCUUGGUGGUGGGCUGCCGUCAGCAUCUCCACAGUGGGAUACGGAGACAUGUGUCCAGAAACUCACCUUGGCCGCCUGUUUGCUUUCCUCUGUAUCGCGUUUGGAAUAAUCCUGAAUGGCAUGCCCAUCUCCAUUCUCUACAACAAAUUCUCAGAUUAUUACAGCAAGCUGAAGGCCUACGAGUACACAGCUCUCAAGAAAGAAAGGGGAAAGGUGGAGUUUACACGGAGAGCCAUAAAGAAAUUGUCCGAAUGCUGUGGAGAACAUGUAACACACCAUUUGUCACACCACUGAUAUGAUUUGUGGCUUGGAUGUUGUGAGGGAACAGAGGAGAUGAAUGAUGAAGAGAAACAGAUCAGCCAGGCUGACUGAAGAUAAACUGAGAAGGCCAAAAGUAACAAAAGUAGAUGGUGAGAUCUGUUUUAAAGGGGAUUUUUUUUUGUUGUUUUUGUUUUAGGUUUUUUUUUGUUUUUUUUUUUUGUUUUUUUUUUAAGGCUUAGGUUACAACAUAGAACAACAGAUUAUUUUUCUUGGCUUUUUUUUGGCCGUAAACAGCACUUAAGCACUCCUCAACUGAAUGACACUCUUGAGAUUAACCACCCAGCAACUCUGAAUUAGACCCACAUGAAAAUGUAAGCCCCUGCUACUGAUUAGACCCACAAUAAUCAAACAAAAGGAAAACAAAUUGCUGCCAUUAAGGGUCAGCCACCUUGCUGCUGUCAGUGCAGUCUCAAAAAUUAAACAAAUAGAAUACUCAAUAUAUUGACUGCAUUGCUGAAAUUGUUUUUCCACCAGCUUUCAAAAACAGGAAAACAGCCCAGAGCAUUUACCUUAAUAUUAGCAGAAUCUAUACUCCUUAAGCUUUCAGCUUCUCUUUCCACUGUCAGAUAGCUAUGCUUCACAGUUCUAUUUUUAUUUUCCAAAUGCAGCCCUGAAAAUUAUUCCUGUUUUCAUACCUAGGCAAGCAACACACUGCUUUUAGUAUUUCCCCCACACACACCUCCAUUAUCAUCUUUCAUUAUGCCAAGAACAAGGGAAUAAGUCUGGAGGCUGAGUUGAUAAAUGUCACUGAUCAAUUUUGAAAACAUUUCCAAACCAAAACCUUUGUUAGAUAUAGGAUUAAGUGAUAAACUAAAUUUCUUUUGCAGCAUUUAAUGUAUCUACUUAUUGGAUAGUUAGAAUAAUAACAGGCAUAUCACAGGAUAUAAAUGUUAGAGCAGCAUUUAAAAAAAUCAAAUGAAACAUGUAACGGAUAAUAUCUCCUAAAGACUUUUUAUACAAAGGAUCUUAUCAGCAUUUAUCUGUAACCAAUUUUAAAUAUAAUUUAAAGUUAGGAUACUUUUCCGGUACACACAGUCACUGAGGACGCAAUUCUGACACUGCAGCCCACACCAUGAGUACCUUAAUUCCUUGGAUUAUUAAGCCUUCCUGCACAGCUGGAUGCAAUUUCUCACACAUCAGAAAUUCAACCCCAAAACCUAUGUAACAAAUAACAACAACAAUUAAAGGGAAUCAGAGUUGCAGGAUCAGUUUCACGGCAUAUCAGCAACAGUCAUACCAGUUUAGAAAUACUGACCUGAAUAACGUAUCUGAAAGAAAGGUUCUUUUAUUGAUACGCAGAUACAGAUAGAAUUUUUUAAGUGGUAACAAAAAGAACCAAUGGUAACCAUCACUCAUAUGACCCAUGGCUGAUAGUCAGCAGCAUUCUUGCUGCAAGAAAGCCUGAUGGCAGGGAUGCAUAUUAAAAUUAUUGAACUCUCAUGUUGUCUGUGCUGCCCUGCAGAAUGCAAAUGGCUGCAUUCAAAUCUCAGAGCCACACUGGAGACAAUAGUGUGAAGCUUACUCUUUGGACAGCUGAGGGUGAUAAAGUUCAUUAAUUUUGCCAUGUCCAUGCAAAUUGUGUCAAGCACAGGGACAUUUGUCCUUUCAAUGGUGAGAAGAUAAUUAGUAACCAAGUUGCUCUUCUCAUUCUCUACCUCCAGACAAACGUAUCAUAAGCCCAUCUGUCAUUUUGUUCUUUAGGAAUGACAGUCAGCACAUUGUGUGCUGAUCAGCUCUGUUAAAAGCUAAACCAUGUCUUUAAGGCACAGCUGAGCCCUGGGAGUUGAAUGUGAUAGAUGUUUGCUGUUCAGGACUGCACACAAAGCAGCAGGCGCAAUCCUGGCACUCACUGAGAAGAAUAGCUGCUUUACUUUGGCUCUAGGGAUGGUUUGAAUUUGCAUGGCCCUUCUGCACAGCAACAACAGGAUGAGGAGCUUUCUGAAGCCGCAGGAAGCCUCUCUGUUAGGCCCCCACUGCAGUGAGGUGAGGUGGCAGGUUACAAGCAUGCAAAAGCACAAUUGUGUGUUAUUUUCAACAUGCAGCUUGGGUUAGAUUCAUUUAAAGGACUUAAACGUCGGUGAUUACUCAACUUUUCAAGUUAUGUGGCACCCUAAAUUAAUUUCCUUGUCUGGAGGAAACAGUGCUUGCGUGUACCACACAGAUGGGAUGCAGAUGCUCAGGCUUGCCUGGCAAGAUCAGCAGCUUCUUGCCACCUGGAGAAAUCCAGAGCCUGAGCAUUUCCUCUGCUGAGGCUGGACUUCCUCAUAGCCUCCGACUUGACACAAACCACCGGCCUCAUUUUCCACCCCAUUUCCCUGACAUGCAGGACCCACUGAAGUAGAUGUUCUUCCAGACAUAUAAGACUUUCCACCCAAAACAUGAGCAGGAGGAAAAGGACUGUUUCUAUUAACCAGGAGUCAGAAUUGAAUGCUCUCAGCAAGUGCUUUCUUAUCUCUCCAACGAGACUUUAAUGCACAAGUCCCAUAGUUCUGCUCUAACCAUUCAAAUACAGCUUGGAGUGCGUCUCUCCCACCCCUCUAACUGAAGUUGUUCCACUUUGCACCAAGUAACAAUAACAACCCACCAGUGACAGAGAAAGAUUAUACAGCUUGGUGUUUGUAGCACUCAGCUGGGGGAAAACCUGAGGGUCACAGUCCCCUCUUCAAUAAAGAGCUCUGAAUACACCCUGACCAAACACUCACUCUCCCCUGGCCCAAGCAAUCUUUGGAUGAAUGAUUUAGACCGGGAAGACUCCAGAGUCAGUCCCUGGCACCGUGCUGCCACAGAAAGGCAAGACUCUUACUUAGAGAACCCUGCAGGGUAAUGGCCAUGGGCCAAAACACUUCCCAAUACGGAUGAGGAGAAGAAGACAUUGUAACCAGUACCACCAGGUCCCAUCUGGGUACUGUGAACACCAAGGCCAUCAUACCUCACGCAGCUCAGCUCAGCAGCUGCCUCACUGUCUUUCUCAGUGCACUUUGCCCCUCAUCCCUCUGCUGUCCAGUCCAACCAUCUUGCUGAUGGCAGCUUUGGUACCUUUUUGAUUCUUCUGUGCUCUGACUCAACACACAAAUGUGACAGUUUUGGGGAUCCUUGGUUGUUUCUUGACCUAGCUCUUGACAAGUGCUAGAGCUGACUCAGGAUCCAUGGUAGCAGCAUGCAGUCUGGAAGACAGACCUCUGGCAACUGCCUCAUGAAAAAUAAGCAGAAAGCUACAAAAAGCUGCUGUUUUUCUGCUUUGUACUCCCUGGCUCACGUGCUCUGCUGCAUUCAGCAGUUAAAUAGGUCCCUAGUGGAGUAAGGCAUUUUUCAGCGAACUGAAAGUUGGUUUUUUUUUUGUUUGGUUGUUGGUGGUGGUUGUGGUUGUUUAUUUGUUUCAAUCAAAGACUCAUCAUUUUACUUCCUGGAUUACCUUAUGAAGCUUUCUGCCUCGUAGUUUAACUAAUCUUAUUUUAGGGGUGACAAGCUUAAGUCUGUGCAUUUCAACAGGAAAGAGUAUGCACAAAGUCGACAUACCACUAUACCAGCCAGACGUUCUGAAUGCCCAGAGGUCUGACAGUACCAGCCUUUUCUGUGGAUGGAUACUAGCAAGGUCCUCCCACAAGGUUGUCUCCUCCCAUGAGAGCCUGUGUGAGGCUGGAGGACCUCUAGCCAGCUAAGAGGAAGGAAGCUCAUAUGAUGAUACCCAAAACUAACGCAGAAGAGCCUUGGUUAUCUUGGUUACUUGAUUGCCACAGGGCUUUGACAAUCAAAAGAUUUCAAAAUAACCACAUCAAGGGAAAAUGUGCCUGCAUACAGCAAAGAUGGGCAAUAGUAAUAAAGCUAAAGUAGAUAUGGCUUGUUUUAUGAGGUAUUAAUUUGGCAUAGCUAAGUUAUUGGGGAAACAGGGUGGAGGAUUCUCAAGCCACUGAGAAAUUAAACUUCUCUGAAUGUGAUCGUGCUGAGGACUUCUUUUUUUAACUGAUUGCUGAUAUUAAUGAGCCCCAGAGGGAGAAGUGAAGUAUAUUCUCUAAUUAUGUUUCACUACAGACUUAGCAAAUAUGUUGUCUUUGGUAGACAAAAACCAGUCAGUUUAUGUGGAUGGCCUGGCUUCAUUAUAGGACAACUAGGUGUUGUUUCUUCUAUUCAUUUCAGGCCUAGGAACUAUAGAGAAAAGAAAAAAAAUAAAAAGGAGAAAAAAAAAUAAGAGUGGGCUUGGUAGAAAUUUAAAGAGCCUGUCCCUACAUGAGGCAGUGGAAAGAAUUCCAAUUAGAAUAUAUGCUUACACAAAUCCUUGUCUUAGAAGAACAUCGCUUUUUCAAUGCAAUUUAGCAGCUGUUUGCUUUCCUCAUUCAGAAAGAUAGCACUUAAAGGGGUCGCUACAGUACAGCCACAGAUUAACAGGCAUCUGGUGCUAUUCCCAGGCUUCUAAGGUAAAGCGCAAAAUUCUGUCUUUAAAUACGCAUAAUUUUGGGGAUUAUAAACUAGGUAUACUUCAAUGUUUUAGGAGAAAAAUAAUUACUAUCUGCAAGGCUAGGAAGGAAAAAUGGUUUCCUUGCUUAAAAAAUAGCUUCAACUGUUUAGCAUGUUCUGUUUUUAUGUUAUGUAAAAAUAUUUGAUUCAUGCUUAUCCGCUAUUUACGAAACCUUUAUUAACUUCUUUAUUCAGUAGUAGAGAAAUUACAUGGCAUUUGACUGUAAUCCAGCUCCUUAUCUUGUGUUGAAAAAGGGAAAGGUCGGAGGUACUAGCUUUUUAUGUACUUAGGUAAUUUAAUGGAAAUAUGCUGAGAAAAAUUAAAGCAUUCUGCAGGUAGCUUCUGAGGUAGAGAUUAUCAAGCUUUUUAAAUAAAACUUGUCAGAGGCUAAUUCUACCCUACAAAAUGACUCCGCACUGUCAUUCUAACUUCUGAAGCAGAUUUGCUCCAUUUAUAAGCAAAAGCAUUUCCUCCUUGCUAAUAACCAGGUGAAAAAGUGCCAUACUUAACAGUCAGUCUUUCACUUCCAGUAGUAACUGUUCUUCAGGCCACCACAUACCCAUGCAGCACUAUUCCCUCCACUGGUUCUGGCACAGGAGAUGCCUGGGAAGCACUUGGGCUGCCAGCUGGCAAAGAGAGGCAGAACCUGCUCUGGCUGCCGAGCUGACAUAGCUCUGCAUGACCAAAAACAGGUAGCACCGUCACUGAAAAUGUCUGUUUUCAAAGGAACUUCUCAAUAUCCAUAUAAGAAGAGCCUUGCUCAAUAGGACAGGUUUUUUUAUAUUACCAGAAACUACAUAUGGAGGCAAAGCCUUGGGCUGCAGAUGAAUGCCAUAGUCCACCCGUAACAUCAAGGCUGGGCUCUGAAGUGAUCAAGUCUUUGUGAUCAAGCCCUGGCAUAAGAUGGAUCGAUACUGACAUCAAAGGGACUCCAUAUUCCUCAAGUCUCCUUCAGCCAAUGCUUGAGGGUCAGACUGGUCUGACUUCCAAAUACUUUAACAUCCAAAUAUUUCAUUUGGAUAAGCAAACAGAAAAAAAAAAAAAAAAAGUUCCAGAAAUUCAGGAAAAUUCAGGCAAUCACACACAGGUUGCGACAGCACGUCCUGCUGUGAUGGGGGACCACAACACCUCGUGAGGAAGAAGUGGGUCUCCUUGGGGAAAGUACAGUCCCUUUCAUGCAAAAUUGUUCAGUGCUGCCGCCCAGAGGUUACAGGCUGCCAGGUUGUUAUUUUCCUUAAAAAAAGAAUAAAUCUAAUGGCUGCUACCUGCUGUUGGCUGGCUCUGCUCUGCUGCAUCUUCCUCAGGUACAGUCUACCGAAAGCCUGGAGUCCUGUCAGCAAGAGUGUUCACAAUAACGUAAAACUUAAUCUAUAUUGCAAAGUCUAUAUUAUCAUCACUGUGAACUAAAUGAAUCUUCAAUCUAAUGCUGCAUUAAUUACACUGGAGAUUCAUUUCCCCAUUCCUUCUGUUCUAGGCAGAUCUGGAUGACACCAGGAUAUGUUUAAUACUCAGUUUGCAUAUUUCUAGAACAGUUUAAAAAACAAAAUUAUCAUCACUUAACACCAGAAAAUUAGCCAGGGAACACCAAAGGUCAAGGUAAAGUUACUUUAACAAUAGGUUGAAUUGAUUGUUUUAGAUAAAUAGGGAGUAUUGUCCAGGUUUUUAUUGAUGGGAUUUAACAGAAGCAGUCAAAACACAGGUCUCAACCACCUGUCAUUCCACCUUGUGGUACAGCAGAUUUAAAACAAUACUGAUUUCCUGGAUGUGUUUUUCCAUGCAAUACAAUGUAUGUUCUUCUAAAUCUGCACACACUGAAGAGACAACAGGGCUGUUUUAUACACAGAUUUGAAAUACAAGUUUGAUCAUACAGUUCAAUAAACCUAAAAGAUGAAUUUGAUCCCCUGCAAAGAGAAUGUCUGCUCCUGGCCAGCAUCAGACUUCACGCAACACUGCUGCUUAGCUUGUGCUGUAGUGUUCAAGCAGGUUCCCCUUUGUUCAGUGCAUUUUACCAGCUCACUAACAGAAACUAAUUCAACAAGAUUCUAUGCAGAACACCACACACAAAUCUCUAACAGGUUUGUGAACUGAACCAGUUUAGUGAAUAGCCUGAGAAAUGCCAGAGCCACCGUAAUGAGAAGGCUGCAGAAUCUUCUGUUCAAAGGCAGAAGGAAAAACACCACUGACUCUCAUUGCAGCAAGCAAGCUGCUGGAUUCAAAAUUGCAUUUAUUAGGCCAGCUGAGGAGCUGGAGAAGAGAGAA
Molecule: messenger RNA, 9683 nt
Organism: Columba livia (rock pigeon)
Lineage: Eukaryota; Metazoa; Chordata; Aves; Columbiformes; Columbidae
Gene: KCNV2
Product: potassium voltage-gated channel modifier subfamily V member 2
Exons: 2
Coding region: 1229-2944 (571 amino acids)
Biological process (GO): potassium ion transmembrane transport; protein homooligomerization
Cellular component (GO): voltage-gated potassium channel complex; membrane
Molecular function (GO): voltage-gated potassium channel activity
Source: RefSeq, a predicted model, not a curated record